Messenger RNA from Dujonia railenensis, 987 nucleotides. Lineage: Eukaryota; Fungi; Ascomycota; Pichiomycetes; Serinales; Debaryomycetaceae. The record is from the annotation of a GenBank genome assembly.
AUGGUUAGCGUCUUUUACGAAAUAAUUAGAGACUUUUUUCCUCCAAAGCCAGAAUACUUGCCAGAGGAGUACCCAGAUUUAACUGGAAGAACUGUAGCCAUCACUGGGACUUCUGCUGGUAUCGGGUUGCAAACGUCUAAACUUUUAUUAAAACAGAAUGCUACAGUAAUAAUGUUUAAUAGAAACCCUACAAAGACAUCUGAAGCCAUUGACAGGUUGAUUAAAGAGGUGUCUGAAGAAACUAAAGCUACGCCACAAGAUAUACGUUCAAAGUUACACUCCAUUAUCAUUGAUUUGGGCGAUUUAACCACUAUCAAGGCAGCUGAAACUCAAUUAACGAAGUUGAAAGUUUCUAAACUUGAUUAUGUAAUCUUCAAUGCUGGUGUAAUGCAGCCACCAAAUGGAUCGAAGACCACCCAGGGCUAUGAGUUACAAAUUGGUACCAACGUCUUGGGCCAUCACCUACUUCUGAAAUUCCUUCAUCCUUACGUGAUCAAAGCCGCAAGUUCUACCUUUCAACCUCGUGUUGUAUGGUUGUCAUCUGCAGCUCAUCUCAGUUCCCCUGCAAAUGGUGGUAUCGACUUUGAUUCUUUUUACAGUGCAGCUAAAUGUUCUACCUUCGGCGUAUACGGUCAAUCCAAAACCGGGAAUAUUUACCAGGCUCAAAUUUAUGGCCAGAAAUAUAAAGAUGAAGGUAUUAUCAGUUUGGCAGUACACCCAGGCUACUUGGCUUCAGAUUUGCAAAGAUCACUUUCUAGAGCUCUACGUUGGUCAGGAAGGUUUUUGCACCCUGCUAUCUACGGUUCUUAUACUGAAUUAUUUGCAGCUCUACACCCGGGAAUUACUGUAGAGCAAAAUGGUAGUUAUAUAGGUCCUUGGGGGAACUUCAGAUCUUUAAGAGAAGAUAUCAAAGAAGGCUUGACAAAUGGUACAGCUCAAAAAUUGUGGGACUGGGCUGAUGAACAAGUGGAGCCAUUCUACAGAUAA